Molecule: messenger RNA, 759 nt
Organism: Phytophthora infestans T30-4
Lineage: Eukaryota; Oomycota; Peronosporomycetes; Peronosporales; Peronosporaceae
Product: secreted RxLR effector peptide protein, putative
Exons: 1
Coding region: 1-759 (252 amino acids)
Source: RefSeq, a predicted model, not a curated record
AUGCGUGCCAGCUUACUCUUACUUCUGGUCGCUGCUACCAUCGCCAUUAGUCUGACGGCUGCUACCAAUGGACUCAAUCCAGCUCGCCGAUUAAAGGGCGUUCAGACCUCCUCGGUAGAGGAGGAGCCUCUAAGAGCUCAAGAUGAAGAGAGAGCUGGCUGGGCAGACUUGGCUUCCAAGUUUAAGGCGGGACAGCUUGACGACGCCCUUGAGAAGAUGAAGGGUGUAGGACAAGUUGACGAUGCUCUUGCGAAGAUAAAGGGUGCAGGACAGCUAGAUGACGCCGUCGCCGCCGCUGGUGGAAACAAGUGGCAGCAGGCACUUGAGAAGCUUAAAGCACAGAAAGCCUUGCAGAAUGCAGAGAAGGUUGCUGAGACGACUACGGCGGGCAAGAACAAGUGGCAGUCGGCCCUCGAGAAGCUUAAAGCCAACAAUUUCAAGAAUAUCGAUGACAUUAAGAUCCCAGUCGCCGACCAAAACAAGUGGCAGGCUGCCGUUGCCAAGAUCCAGGCUGGUAAGCUUACGAACCUUGACACAACUAACAACAAGUGGCAGAGUGCCUUCCAAAAACUUAAGGCCUCUGGCCAACUUAAGAACGUCGACGAAGCGCAAGUCGCGAAACUCACGGAAGGAGUGGCUAACGAGAUCGCGAAGAACCCCGAGAAGUCGAGCAAGUUCGGGAAAAUAAUGACGUUCGUGUUUGGUGCUGCGAUCACGGGGCUUGUUGUCUACGGCAUCAGCGCAAUGGUUACUUCGUAG